CUGUAUAGAUGGGACGCACAUUGUAAUUGACCCCCCUGCUGAUCGCAAAGACGAUUACAUUGAUAGAAAAGGCAACGUGACACUUGUAAUGCAGGCAAUUUGCGAUGAAAGGAAGAAGUUUCUAAACGUUUUCAUUGGAUUUCCAGGAUCAAGCCACGACAGUUGGGUUCUCCAAAACUCUCCCGUAUUUAGGAAUUUAUCAUUAUUAUGCGGAGACUAUUAUAUACUAGGAGAUUCGGCUUAUCCUUGUAGUGACUAUAUAAUAACACCAUUCAAAGACAACGGACAUUUAACUAGGGACCAAAAAUAUUUUAACAUACAACUUAGCAAAGGCCGUGUUGUUGUAGAAAAUUCGUUUGGCAUAUUAAAACAACGAUUCAGGCAACUAUACUACUGCAAAUUGAGGGGAAUGAAAAAGUUGUGCCAUUUCAUAGGAGCAUGUUGCGUACUACAUAAUAUUGCCAACGAAAACGAUCUAGAGUUUAUGGACGAACACAUUAAUAACGAAUCCAUUGGAGAAGUGCCUAGCAACGAACCAAAUACAAGCAACCGAGUUCGAAACCAAAUUUUAUUUGAAAUGCGUAGCAAUAGACGUUAAUAGAAUUUUCUAAGUACUUCAUUUAUUUAUGUAAACUUCAAAAAAUAAAAAAUAAAGUGAUUUCUAUACCUUAACCUAUUGCUUCAAUUAACACUUUGAUGUGUAAAUAAGGAAAGACAUUGUAAGUAAAUAUCACCCAU
This is a messenger RNA of Rhagoletis pomonella (apple maggot), 738 nucleotides long. RefSeq names its product putative nuclease HARBI1. Bases 89 to 598 code for a protein of 169 amino acids. The transcript has 2 exons. NCBI's taxonomy places the organism in Eukaryota, Metazoa, Arthropoda, Insecta, Diptera, Tephritidae. The record is from RefSeq and is a predicted model, not a curated record.